Chenopodium quinoa (quinoa) is the source of this 1548-nucleotide messenger RNA. RefSeq lists its product as uncharacterized. The transcript has 5 exons. Bases 113 to 1237 code for a protein of 374 amino acids. The record is from RefSeq and is a predicted model, not a curated record. Lineage: Eukaryota; Viridiplantae; Streptophyta; Magnoliopsida; Caryophyllales; Amaranthaceae.
CUGCUACUUGUCAAAAAGACUACCAAUUUCCCUAUUUAUCUUUCUUGUUUGUUGUUUUCCACAAUUCAAUUUCAAAUUCAAUUUGAUUAUCUCACUUCAAUCUAAUAUUCAAAUGUCAUCCUCUGGAUAUAGAAAAGCUGCUUCUCGUUACUCUUCAUUCGAUUCCCAAACUUCACCAUCAUCUUCUGCUGAAUUCAAUCCAAACCCUAAAUCAUUCCUCCCCAAAAACAAUGCAAUUACCAAGCUUAAUUCCACCAAACCCGACCAUAAUUUCACUACUAUGGUCAAGAAAUUCAUGGAGAAGAGAACAGUUUCAAGCUCCAAAACCAAGAGCAAUGGCGAUCGCCCAUUACCGCUGAUUAUUCCAGCUGAUUUUAUAGCAGAGGAUUUGAAGAAAUCAGCUCGGAAAGGCUCAAACUUGAGCGCACUUCCUAAGAAAUUAUUUGGUAAAGGGUCGAAUUCGAGCGAUAAGAAGGUGAAAGCAUUGACGGAAGUGAAGACGAAUACCAGAACACUAGCAAUGGUGCUCAGGAGUGAGAGGGAGCUUCUCACCUUAAAUAAAGAUCAGGAAGCUCAGAUUUCUGACCUCAAAUCUUUGCUCCAAGAACGCAAUCUUGAAGUAGAGAAGUUGAAGAAUUUGUGCUUGAAACAAAGGGAAGAAAUAAAGGCGCUGAAAAGUGCCAUCUUGUUUCCUGAAGAAAUGAAUUCUCAACUUGAAGAGCUUUUAGAGAAACAAGGCUCUGAACUCAAGCAAGCUAAGCAAGUCAUUCCUACUCUUCAGAGGCAGAUUUCUUCCCUCACGGGUCAGUUACAAUGCCUUUCAGAAGACCUUGCAGAGGUGAAGGCAGUGAAGUAUACAAGCAAUUCAUGCGUUGAUGGUAAUUUUAGCUCACCAAGGACACCAAUAUAUGAUCAAGAAGAGGCUGCUAAUUCCCUGGAUUUCAGCGACGAUGAUCCAACAACUCCUGACAGUCCAGUUGACAUGCUGCUGAGGGAUGUAAACCCUUGCUUGACACCCUGCUAUUCGAAGAUGAAAUCAAAGGAGUUUGGGGUGAUAAGGUGUGAUUAUAUUGAAGAGGAGGCUUAUGAAGUAAAUCAGGAAGCUAAUAAACUGUCAAGAAGUUCUGAUCAUUAUAGAGGUUUGAGACCUGGAAACAACACAACUCGUGCAAAUUUUCGCAGGUCCGAUGAAAAUAGAUACAGAUACGGAAAGAGAAUGGACAAUCAAGCUAUCUGAAUCAUAUGUGUAACCUCCUAUCAAUUCUGUUUUUUUUUUUUUUUUUUUUUUUUUUUUUUUUUUUUUUUUUUUAAUAAUUAUUAUUUGCUGUUGAUCAGUUUUAAGUGUUGAAUAAUUUUGUCUGAAGUUGAGGGCUUGGACAACUAUCCUCUAUGUAAUUGUCUGAUUGUAGUCUAUUAUGCAUCUUCAAGAUAUUGGAGAGGACGGUAAGUACACUAGGAACCACCCAAAUUCCAGAUGCAAGAUGGUGUAACUGUCGCCUCAAGGCCUCCCAACAUUUAAAGAGACUAUAAGUUUACUGUUAAUAAAAA